AUGGCCGACGUGAUCCCCGUCGACCCCGUGGUGACCCCCGCGCCCACGGCCGCUCCGCUCGAGUGGCCCGAGAACAUGACCACCACCGAGGGCGUCAUCAUCGCCGUGCUGCCCUUCGCCGCGCUCAUCCUGUGCUACGUCAUGCUGCGCCUCGUGUGGCGCGUGCCCACGCCGCUGCCCGUGCGCGCGCCCGUGCCGUCCUACGGCGCGACGGGCGAGCAGCUGCAGCCCAUCACCGCCAUCAAGACGUCGCUGGUUGAGGAGGGCGAAGUGGCUGGAGACUACGAGGAGCACUGGUACAACACGUUCGACUUCGCCUUCCUGGUGGGCAUGGCCGUGUACGCGGCCGUGAUGCUCGUGCUGACGUACUUCUACGAGCCGCAGUGGCUGCACGAGACCCGCUUCUGGCUCAUGCAGCUGCCCAAGCUCGUGGUUAUGAUGGUGGUGUCGCUCGCCGGCGGCAUCGUGUGCCGCUGCUUCUGCGACGUGGACGAGAAGGGCUACAUCAUGACGAACAAGUCGUCCAAGUUCAAGGUCAACUACACGCGCAAGCUGCAGCACUUCGCCGCGUACAUGGUGCCGCUGGUGAUCAAGGCGGACUACCCGGGCCCGCUCGCGCUGGCGUGGGGCGACUUCUUCACGAUGCUGGGCUUCCUCGUGCUCAUCAAGCCCAUCCGCGAGCACUCCAAGUUUUUCAUGCUGCAGUUCAACUCGCUGGACCGCCCCGAGGACCGCCCCAACACGCUCAAGUGGAUCAUCGUGGGCAACAUCGCGCCGGGCAUGUUCAUCCUCAUGUUCUUCAAGUGGCUGUUCGCGGCGCAGGGCGCGCUGACGUUCAUCCUCGUGUUCAUCACGGGCAUCGGCGACGGCCUGGCCGAGCCCGUGGGCAUCACGUGGGGCCGCCACAAGUACAAGACGCGCAGCUGCUUCAGCAAGAACAAGUACACGCGCAGCUGGGAGGGCAGCGCGUGCGUGUUCCUGUCGGGCCUCGUGUUCCCGGCGCUGCAGUACGCGGCGUUCGACAACUUCUGGCAGGUGCUGCUGUCGAUGCUGAUCCUGGCGCCGACCAUGGCGUACGCGGAGGCGACGGCCCCGCACACGAUGGACACGCCCGUGCUCAUGAUCGGGUGCGGCGUCAUCCUGUACGCCAUCGUGAACCUUGUCUAA
Molecule: messenger RNA, 1167 nt
Organism: Phytophthora sojae
Lineage: Eukaryota; Oomycota; Peronosporomycetes; Peronosporales; Peronosporaceae
Exons: 1
Coding region: 1-1167 (388 amino acids)
Source: RefSeq, a predicted model, not a curated record